Molecule: messenger RNA, 1233 nt
Organism: Blepharisma stoltei
Lineage: Eukaryota; Ciliophora; Heterotrichea; Heterotrichida; Blepharismidae
Source: the annotation of a GenBank genome assembly
AUGCUCAAAGUUCUUGUGGGUGCUAAAAGAGUUAUUGAUGCCUAUGCCAAAGUUCGUUUACUCCCUGAUAACUCAGGUGUUGAUCUCAGUACAGUGAAGAUGGCCAUGAACCCUUUUUGUGAAAUUGCUGUUGAAGAGGCAGUCAGAUUGAAAGAAUCAGGAAAAGCAUCAGAGGUUACUGUAUUAACUAUUGGUCCUAAACAAGCUUCUGAUGUCCUAAGAGCUGCACUCGCAAUGGGAGCAGAUAAAGCUGUUCACGUUCACGUUGAAGAAAGAAUUGAUAGAGAUAUUCUCCCAUUAAGCAUUGCACAAAUUUUCAGAGCACUUAUAGCAAGAGAUAACUACAGUUUAGUCCUUCUUGGAAAACAGUCAAUUGAUUCAGAUAGUAACCAAGUCGGACAGCUGUUAGCUGGGCUACUUAACUGGCCUCAGGCAUAUACAUAAAAAAUGGUGACGACAGACCACCCGACCUCUCGACCCUAUUUCUUCAACAUCAGCAGGCAACAGCCCAGUGUCGGAGAUUUAGGUGGAAAAGGGCCGGUAAUCCUUUAUGUAUAGUCGGGCUGGGUUUUCUUCGAGCCCGAGGAGCUAAUUCUCGGACUUGGAGUUUUUCCUCCAGGACAACCAUUGGAAAGGGCAAGGUCGGCCAAUGUUUGAGGGCAAUAUGACCCUCAGACCCUGAAGACGGUAUUUGCCCAACGAGAAACUGGGAGUUUCGACCCAGGUGGCUGGCCCUUAGACUCUAGAAGCCGUGGAAGUCAAGACUGGUUGCGCGAAUCCCUUGUUUGAGGCAACAAGGAGGGUGUCCGCCGAGGCUCUUUCAGGGGCGAUGAGCGUCUAGGGGUACGAAUCCCCGGCCCUGCAAGGCAAACGGCUUAAUCUAAUCUAAUCUAACUGGCCUCAGCAACUUUUCUAAAUAAAUUAGAAAUCAACCAAACAGUAAGGGCAACGCGUGAAAUAGAUGGUGGGUUACAGACUAUAGAGUUCCCUCCUCCUGCUGUUUUAACGUGUGAUUUAAGACUAAAUACCCCUAGAUUUACAGCAAUCCCUUCAAUAAUGAAAGCUAAGAAAAAACCAUUGGAAACAUUAACCCCUGACAAGCUUGGUGUAGACUUAACUCCUGGCUACCAAACACUGUCUGUUGAGCCUCCAGACAAGAGAAAAGCAGGAAUAAAGGUAGAAAGCGUUGAUCAGCUCCUUGACAAGCUCCGCAAUGAAGCCAAAGUAAUAUAA